AUGCUGAUAUCUCAGAAACAGAUGGUGCAUUGUGGCAAUACGUUACUGUUUUGGUUAGUACUAAACACAUUUAUCACUGACUCAAUUGGCCUGUCGUUAACGCUGUCAGUAUCUAUGAUUGCGGCCUUGCUUUAUAUACGGAUACCUCCUGUCCCUAAGGACAAGAUUAGCCCUGCAAUUCUCAACUUGUUCAAGAUUGAUCAGAAUAAUGAGAAGGGAAAUUUAAUUUUUCACAAAGCGGGUGGAUUUCAUGCACCCGAGAACACUUUGGAGGCUGUUCAACAGGCCAUUGACUUAGAGAUUCCUGCUAUUGAAAUUGAUCUGGACUUCACCAAAGAUGGGGUUGGUGUGUUGAUCCAUGGACCUAAAGUGGAUGACACCACCGAUGGGCAAGGUCUUGUUUCAGAGUUCACCUUCGAACAAAUCCAAGCCCUGAAUGCGUCUUUCAAUGAUGUGAACAAGGACAAGUACCCUGUUGCACGUGUACCAACCUUAGAGGCCUGUGUGGAGCUGUGUAUAAAGAACAAAAUUGUCAUCUUUAUUGACUGCAAGAGUAGUCCUUCUCUAACAGCCAAGCUUAUUACAGAUCUUUACAAGAAGCAUCCAGAACUGUAUGAGCUUGGUAUUGUGUGCUCGUUCUACCCCACCAUUAUUUAUUCUGUUAGGCAGGCAGAUAACAACAUUUUGACAGCAUUGACUCAUCGAGACUUCCUACUGACCCUGGAGGGAGAUGGAACCGAGAGGAACAAAGAGAUAUGGAAGAGGCUGAUUUCUCCAGUGCUUGAUGCCAUUCUGUCUUGGGCUCACUGGUCUAUACUUUGGUUCAUCUGUGGCAACUCUUUCUUUCUGUGCAACAAAGACAAGAUUUGUCAAGAAAGCAAGAAUUUCUGGGAAAGCUUGGGAGUACGACUGGUUGCUUGGACAGUGAAUGAUCAAAUAGAGAAGGAAUUCCUCAUAAAGCAUCUUGGAAUCCCCGUCAUCACUGAUGGCCUCGUGCAUCCUCAUUCCAGAAAUAAUAGUUAA
This is a messenger RNA of Candidula unifasciata, 1023 nucleotides long. The record is from the annotation of a GenBank genome assembly. NCBI's taxonomy places the organism in Eukaryota, Metazoa, Mollusca, Gastropoda, Stylommatophora, Geomitridae.